Molecule: messenger RNA, 1227 nt
Organism: Trichomonas vaginalis G3
Lineage: Eukaryota; Parabasalia; Trichomonadida; Trichomonadidae
Product: spectrin binding
Exons: 1
Coding region: 1-1227 (408 amino acids)
Molecular function (GO): protein binding
Source: RefSeq, a predicted model, not a curated record
AUGAGUAGUGAUUCACUGAUUACAGCUGCUAUAAAUAAUGAUAUUGAGCCCCUUAUGAAAUUGGUUCAUCCUGACCGCACUAAAAACGAUUCAGAUACCAAAUAUGACCUUAAAAUCGAAGAUUCAAAUUCAAUUCCAUUAAAAACAAAUGGCUUAUCAUUACUUCAUAUUGCAGCUUUUGCUAAUUCACUCGAGUGCUUCCUAUAUCUACAAUCUAAAUGCAAUUUCCCGAUUGAUAUCCAAUCAAAUGAUGCUAAAACUCCUUUUCACUAUGCCGUUUAUGCCGGUUCUUGUGAUGUUGCUGAAUACAUCCUUCAAUAUUAUGAAACUAAUUAUGGGCUCAAAGAGCUCGAAAGAAAAUUAUUUAUGGAUGAUUACAUAAAUCCCGAAAAUAAGAAAACAUCUAUCCUCUUUUUAGCAGCUCUUUCAAAGACACCGCAGAUAUUCAGCCUUAUUUUCAAAUAUGGCUACAGUUGCGAUAAAUUUUCAGUCAAAUGCAAGGAAACAAUUCAAGAUUCAUUCAAAUUCAUACUUUCUUCAAAGAACAUUGGCUGUCUUACAGCGCUUCUCGCUAAUAUGGCCAAAACAAAACUCAGUGCCGAUUCUACGCCAAUUAUGCAUACCAUUAUGGUCCAACAAUCAGAAGCUGUUCCUUUACUUCUUGGUGCUAAUUUUGACCCAUCAUUCGUUUCAGCAGAGAACAGAACUGCAAUGAGCCUUGCAUGUUUCUAUUCUCUUGAAGAUACAGUCAAGCAGCUUGCUGACGUGAUGGACAAUGUCGAUCUCCCACCGAAUAUCAAAGCACAGGCCGCUGUCCAUUGGAUUUGCCAGUCAAAGAAACCUUCAAUCGCAAAAAUUUUGUGUGCAAAGGGAAUCGAUGUAAACAGACUCGACAGAGAUGGAAGAAUGGGCCCAUACUACAGCCUGGAUAUAGGAGAAGAGAAGGAUACAAUUGAGAUCCUCAAAGAAUUUCUAAAUUCAGGAUUGAAUAUUAAUUACCAUUCCAAAGACAAAAAUACAAUUUUGGGAGAUUUCCUUACGGCUAUUACAACUCCAACACAGAUUAUUGAUUUCUUGCUUGAUAACGGAGCUGAUCCAAAUGCAAUUAUUUAUUCUCAGUCCCUGACCAAACAGACAUGCUUAGAUCAAAUGAAGAAGAAGGCAAGAUCGAAUCCAAAGUUGAGAGCAGUCUACGAAAAGCAUUUUGGUCCUUAUAAACCAAAUUAA